AUAUUGAAAAGCAAGAAAUGUCAGUUUUCAAGGAUAUCAGAACAUUCCAUAAACAGACCAGAGAGAUCCUUAGGAAUGAAACCCAAAUCCAUGUAAAUUCCACUUCCACAUCAAAGCCUUUGUCCAUUGCUUCACAGGAAAUAGGUGGUGGUGCUGGUGCUGGUGGAGGUGUUGCAUUCAUGGAAUCUUGUGAAAGAUCAAAUUGAAAAGCACCCAAUACCUAAAAAUUCCUUCCUUUUUCAGUCUGUUGUGAAGGGUAUUUUAUAGAGAGGGAAAGUUUCUUUCUUUUAGAGAUAGAGAUGAAGGAGUUGUUUGGGAGUCCAGGGAGAGUCAGUGGGCUGGGAUUGAGAGUUGGGCAGUUUUCUUUUGCAGCUGCUUCAAUUGGAGUCAUGGUCUCUGCUCGUGAAUUCUUCAACUCCACUGCUUUCUGCUAUUUGAUUGCAUCAAUGGGGCUUCAACUACUUUGGAGUUUUGGGCUUGCGUGCCUUGAUCUGCAUGCUUUGAGAUCAAAGAGAAACCUGCAAAAUCCUGUCUUAGUGAGCCUAUUUGUUGUUGGUGACUGGGUUACAUCUCUUCUAUCACUUGCAGCUGCAUGUGCAUCAGCUGGAGUUGCAAUUUUGUACACAAAUGACUUGCAUUACUGCAAGAGACCACCCUUUCUCCCAUGCAGCAAGUUCCAAAUCUCCAUUGCUUUGGCAUUCAUCUCAUGGUUUCUUCUUGCCAUAUCUUCUCAUGUUAUGUUUUGGCUUUUGGCCAACGUAUGAAUUAAUCGAAUCGAUAUUCUACCUUUGUAAAUAUUGCUAUUUCUGGAACUCAUCUGCUUUUCUUGGUAGCUUCAGAAUGAUUCCUUUUCAAUAGGCCAAGUCAUAAGUUUUAUUAGUGUCUUAUGUUUCAAUGGUCUGUUUUGUUGAGUUGACGAUAUUGAGAAAAUUUGAGAGAAGAAAUAUUGUUUUGCCGCA
Manihot esculenta (cassava) is the source of this 959-nucleotide messenger RNA. Its product is annotated as CASP-like protein 5B2. The transcript is spliced from 3 exons. The record is from RefSeq and is a predicted model, not a curated record. Gene Ontology annotation, cellular component: membrane. The coding region runs from base 300 to 764 and encodes 154 amino acids. NCBI's taxonomy places the organism in Eukaryota, Viridiplantae, Streptophyta, Magnoliopsida, Malpighiales, Euphorbiaceae.